AUGCUCUCUCUCAUUGCUCCCGUUAUCGCCGGCGCCUUGCUGGCCGGCCAGGCCUCCGCGGACCCGUGGCCGAAGCGCGGCCUCGCCGCCAACGACGACGUCCCGAUCUGGCAGUUUGGCGGCAGCUGGCUGGGCCACAAGUCCGAGAUCAACUGGCAGUACAACUGGGACAGCACGACGAACCAGAAGCAAAACUUUGCCGAGUACGUGCCCAUGCUCUGGGGCACGCAGAGCUACCACACCAACCAGUGGUUCGACAACGCCAACCACUGGCUCAACAACGGUGGCAGCGGCCACCUCCUCGCCUUCAACGAGCCCGACCGCGCCGACCAGGCGCACCUGUCGGUCGGCGACGCCGUCAACGCCUGGCGCAAGUAUAUGGAACCCUUCAGCGGCCACGCGCAGCUCGGCGCCCCGGCCGUCUCCGCCGCCGGCCUCAACUGGCUGCAGAGUUUCCUGAACCAGUGCAGCGGCUGCCACAUUGACUUUGUCCCCGUGCACUGGUACGGCGGCGCCGCGUACGAGCACGACUUUGAAAACUACAUCAACAAGGUCUGCUCCAUGGCCGGUGGACGUCCCGUCUGGGUUACUGAGUUCCAAGGCACCGGUAACAUUGACGAGCAGAGCAACUUCCUUCGCAAGGCGAUUCCUUUCCUGGACAACAACAACUGCGUCUACCGCUACUCGUACUUUGGCACUGCCGACAACUCCAAGGUACUCCUCGACAACGGUGGCCCCAAGCUCUCCGGCCUGGGCGUCCAGUACACUUUCAGCCCCUACGGCAACGGUGAUGGCCCUAAGUAG
Molecule: messenger RNA, 804 nt
Organism: Akanthomyces muscarius
Lineage: Eukaryota; Fungi; Ascomycota; Sordariomycetes; Hypocreales; Cordycipitaceae
Exons: 2
Coding region: 1-804 (267 amino acids)
Biological process (GO): fungal-type cell wall polysaccharide metabolic process
Cellular component (GO): fungal-type cell wall
Source: RefSeq, a predicted model, not a curated record